Messenger RNA from Brenthis ino (lesser marbled fritillary), 420 nucleotides. Lineage: Eukaryota; Metazoa; Arthropoda; Insecta; Lepidoptera; Nymphalidae. The record is from the annotation of a GenBank genome assembly.
AUGAGGCUCAAAAGCCUUAAGUGUUUCAGGGCAUCGAAAGUGGCGAUAUCGCGAUGUCAAUCACGUGCCAUUUGCAACCGAAUGAUCAUUGCCACCAGUUUAGCAAUGGAUAUCGUGGAUCGAGUAUUGUUAGCUAUGACGCACGUCGUCGCCGAGGCCACUGCAAAGAGUGCAAUGCACCCUGGUACUCUAUAUGUUCGUCUAUUUGCUACGUUCGUAGAUAACCCGGUAAACAACACCAGUAAAAACAAGCGGUAUUCGAAAAGAGAUCGAGGUUACAAUCACUUUGUUAAUGAAUCGACCGCUCGUGCAAACAGGAAGGAAGUACAAGAAGUAAAUACUCGACAUCAUUUAAAUGCAUCAUUGAAAAACCAUCUACUUGUUAUUCAAAGAACAAGCUUGGCAAUGUUCUUGGGGAAA